ACACCUUUUGUUUUUUUUUUGUUUCCUUUUUCCUGUUUGCUUUGAAUGUGCGAAUUUUAUUUCCGCUUCGAUUAUUUUAUCUAAAUUAGUCUUUGUCGUCGGUGGAGAAAGAAUCUUAUUGCUAUGUUUCACUGAACAGUGUGUCCGUGCCUACAUCAAGUCUUCGAUAGGCCCCAAAAUUACGAUGCUUCAUCAGUGGCUGCUCAAAUCAAUCGAGGUAAUGGACGACGACUCGCGAUCGACCGAUUCCCCUGCCCAGAGCAAUCCGGGCACCCCGCACCAUGCGGGGAGCCCCACCAUCCCGCUGGGUAUUCCGGGAGACGGACUACCUCCAAACCCAAGACACCCGCAAUCCAAGUACACCCAACUGUUAGCCGUCAUUGAGGAAUUGGGGCGCGACAUUCGGCCGACUUAUGCCGGCAGCAAGUCGUCCGCCGAACGACUCAAGCGGGGCAUCGUACACGCGCGAAUCCUGGUUCGAGAGUGCCUCAUGGAGACAGAACGCAAUGCUCGAUCUUGACGCGAAAUCGUGAAAACAACAAAACAAACAGAAGCUUUCCACAUUGUUGAUGAUAAGGAAACGUGUUAAACGGCACAAACAAACAAAAUUGUUGGCAGUAUUAAAUAGUAUUUUUGGAGUGCUUAGGUAGAGAAUGUCCAACAACUGCCUCUGAGAAAUUAACAAAAUGUCACAAACUUAACCCCCAUUAAUGUCAGGAAAAAACAGUAAGUGCAACCUGAAAGUGCAUGUUUCUAGCAUGAUCUUGAAAAAGUGUAAACGUGUAUAAAUUUUCUGAGUGUCAAUUAAAUGUUAGUUUUCUAAAGAAAGGCAAGCCAGGCUUUGCCAGGAAAGGAAAGGCUUUGUUCCAGGUACAUAAAAGGGCUGCUGUGGUGGUAUUUAUUUUGUGCGGUUUUCAAAUGAAUGUGUUCGAGAACUGUUUCACAAUGCAUAGAAUUGGAAAAUACAUUCGGCACAUUUGUAAACGUG
Messenger RNA from Ornithodoros turicata, 988 nucleotides. Its product is annotated as cyclin-dependent kinase 2-associated protein 2-like. The transcript has 3 exons. Lineage: Eukaryota; Metazoa; Arthropoda; Arachnida; Ixodida; Argasidae. Gene Ontology annotation, cellular component: nucleus; cytoplasm. The coding region runs from base 185 to 520 and encodes 111 amino acids. The record is from RefSeq and is a predicted model, not a curated record.